Megachile rotundata (alfalfa leafcutting bee) is the source of this 3675-nucleotide messenger RNA. RefSeq names its product CD151 antigen. The record is from RefSeq and is a predicted model, not a curated record. Gene Ontology annotation, cellular component: plasma membrane. NCBI's taxonomy places the organism in Eukaryota, Metazoa, Arthropoda, Insecta, Hymenoptera, Megachilidae.
CGGUCAGUCAGUCGCGCUCCAGCCGUCGUAGCGGAAGGUUUGUCGUCGCGCUCUCGUUUUGUUUUUCAGUCUUGUCCGCGGUCACAGUUCGCUAACGAAUGGAUUGUUUUCCCCGGUGUUUCGUGACACCUUGUGCACGCGAAUCAGUGGUCCGCCUUGUGUCCGAUCGAUAAAUCGAGUGAUACAAUCGAGAGCACGUUGUGCGGAACAAGUUGCCGCGUUACGCAACGUGGCGUUGCGAUUCGCAGCAGGCGGGAAACAAUCGCAUCCUUUCUACUCAUUUUAUUUUGUCACCUUCGCGAUUUCCCGGAUAUACAGUGUACUAUUAGCAAGGGAGAAUUAGAAAAAUUUUAAAGUGGACAUGCGUGUCAGGAAUCGGCUUGAAUCUACACACCGAUGACGCAGGAGUCGGUGACGAGGUGACGACCACGACAACGAGCACAACGGGCACGCAAGAAGAAACGAAUCAAGCAAUCAUGGCUAAAAGCGCUGAGAGGCUUCCGGGUACUUCCGGCAGGUCGAGGACCAGAGACGACGGAUGCUGUUCGGUGAAUUUCCUGAAAUACGUGCUUCACAUCUACAACAUGGUGUUAUUCUUGUCUGGACUAGUGGUAGGCGGGAUCGGUAUCUGGACGGUGAUCUCGAAGCACUUCUACGUGUCCCUGAUGACGACCUCCACGUAUCCAACCCUUGCCUAUGCUUUGAUCGUUGCAGGUGUCCUGGCCGUGAUCGGUAGCUGGCUCGGAUGUGGCGGUGUUGCUUCUGAAAAUAGAUGCGUUCUUCUCAUAUACGUGUUCGUGGUGAUGCUAGUAUUCGUACUGGAAGCUGGUGUCGGUGCUCUGGCACGACUUUACGAGGAACAAGUCGGUCCCGAAUUGAAGAUGAAUCUUAAUCGUACUUUCCUUGAGAAUUAUUCGGUUAGGAGCAGGGAAACUAACGCGAUCGAUCAAAUGCAAACAGAGUUCAAAUGCUGCGGCGCCCUGAGAUUCGAGGACUGGCUGGUGAGCGAAUGGCACAAGGACGAGGAAGUCCUUCGAGAGGGGAGGCUUGUUCCCGAUAGCUGUUGCAAAACGCAAACCUUCCAUUGCGGGAAACGGGAUCAUCCGUCGAACAUCCAUUAUACGGGUUGCAUCUACAAGUUCCUGGAAACAACAAAGGAUCACUUGAUCAUCGUGGGCGCAGUGGGACUAGGUCUGUCAGUGCUUGAAUUAUUCGGCAUCGUUCUUGGAUCCUGCCUUUACAUCAAGCUCAGACACGAUUUCGACGACUGAGGAUUGCUUGAAAUUCGCGAGAGCAACAACAACGGCCGUUCCUGGUGCAGAUACAUGCAGAACGACACGGGAACCGUUUGAUCGUUAGAGCGGAAGCGAAGAGGAGCAGCCAUCCAAAGGGAUCCACGUCUUCCGUCGUUCGCCGUUCAGGAUUUCCUCCGUUUCUGAUUCUCCUGCAGCCGCUCUCAAAGGAUUACUGCAGCAUUCCUGCCUCGAUUCUUUUCCUUCGAUGAAUUUUACAGAGCGCGGUCGAGGAACGUGAUGCGAACGGACACCGGUUAUCCAUCGAAUAUUAAAACGUUUUAUUAAUAUUUUGCAGUUUCAAUUCGUCUAUUAUUCUUCGUUACAAGUAUGCUAAAUACAGUGUGCAAUUCGUGUAUCUAGUCGAACAUAAAAUCAUUAAAAUUCUCGAGAACAUCUCCAUAUUUUAUAGGGAAGAAAAUUGUUAAAAUAUGUAAAGUAUAAUGUUUCUUUUCAGAAGACUUUGCGUACUUUCACGAUCGCUUUAACGAGUAAAAUGAGCUUUCGAAUUGUAUUCCUUUGAUACUCCAGCUACGUUUCAUAGCUUGCUUUCACCUGCAUUUAUCGUGUGCCAUAUUGCGUUUACUGUAACAAUCGAAAUUUAGCGAGUAUUUUUGGAAUACUUCAGCCUUGUUCGCAUCACGUUUUUCGCCGCAUCCGGAGGGUCCCAAAGAAAGGAAACACUUGGAGAAAAAAAAAUCGUGCGUGAAUUCGAGUCACCGCAGCGAUUAUUCCUACAAUGGGUCUCUCUUUUCUUCCUGGCUUCCGCAGGAAUCAAAGAGAGUUAACAAGCGAAAAAAACGCCAAGUUACCAAGAUAUUGAGAUUCGAGGAGAAACGGGGAUGAAUGAGAACUCGUUUCUGUCGCGCAGGACACAGGACUUCCUUUCGUCUCUUUGAUCGGUCGAGGGAAAACGGAGAGACGGUGAAAAGUGUCCGGAUGAAUUUCAAUGAAUCGACCACCGCCCCGAGAAGGGACGCUCGUUAUUGUACCCAUGACGAUUUUAGAGAAAACGUUUUUAACGAAGAUCCUUUUUGAUCGAUUCCGGGAGCUUGUCAGCUCCUUUUCGCGGUUGAAACGAUCGGUCGAGCUAUACUUGAUCCAUGAUCGAGUAUCUUACCGUAUCUUCCCGUAUCUUCUUUCGUUUGGAAAGAAAGCUUCGUCUUCGAAGACGUUCGCUCGCGACAGAUGAUCUCUGCUAUGUUAAACAUACUCGGUUUCACUGUCGACGACGUUUCUCCCGCACAAAUCGCGCUGUCUCUUUGUAUACUGCCGUUAUAAAACCGCACAAAUGUUUCUACAAAUAUAUUUCGACGUAUUUGUUCAGAUGAGGUCGUUUGGAGAUAGAAAAUGUUUACGCGAUGGGAGGUGUAAUUAGAAAAUGUUUAAUGGAACAAUUUUGGAAAUAGAAGCGGUUACUGUAUCGACAAGUAUUAGAUUACGUGUUAAACUGCCAUACACUUCUACACGUAUUUCCGAAAAAAAUUCGACAAGUUUUCACGAAUUUAUCUUCAAAAUAUUUAAUAGAUUUGUACAGUACAUCUGUAACUAUUAUUUCAUUCUUGCAAAAAAUUACAGAAGUAUCUUAGAACAGUUAUUUCGCCACGCUGUGCAACAGAAACGUUAGCAUUAAGUCAGUAGUAUCACGAUGACAGUGGUAAAAGCCGCUCCGGGGACAAACAGACCCCAUUUGUCGAUUAAAACGGACCACUCAAUCGUCCUGAGAUUUUAAAGAAAAGGAAGAAACGAGGAAAAAAAGAUUCGAGUAGCCACAGGAGGAUCGCGUUCACGAAUAUUUUAUACUCUAUUCAAAAUGAAGGUGAAUCUUACGCGUCGAAAAAGGAUUGCAACAUUGACGAACUCGAACAGAACUGUAAAAACAGUGCCUUGAUGACUAGCGUUAAGUCAAGAGAUAUUUUAAAUUAUGAACGGUGUAAAGAGAGGAUGCAUUAACAUUGUAAAUGUACGUACAGUAUUUAUCUAUUUAUCUAUUGCUUCGCUGAUCGACACGAUCUUUUCGCGCAUUAUUUAUGAACAAUCGCUACGUUUGUCGUACAACGAAAGAAAUAAUUAUAAACGUGUGCGUUGCCUCGACGAUUGCACGCGUAUUGCAUGUACAAAUUCUACUGUUCGUUAACCUCGUCGAUUUUUACCUAACAAUUAUUUUCCGCGAUCGUUGGAUCAAUGUUACACCAGACAAAGUUUAAGGGACACAUAUUUUACUAUCACGCCACGGCGUUAUACAUGUUAUUUUAUUCUUAACGUUAUUGUCUUCUUUAUUGAUAUCACGUGUACAUGUACUGUCUGUUAGAGUUUAGAAACUUUAUAAAUAUUGUACAUAUCAGACACCCUAUUCUGUUACGAAUAAAGAACUGAAAUCGUA